GUUCCGCCGUCCAGACCGGGGGCGGGGGCAAACUGGAGACCUACAAGAGCAGGCGCGCCGCGGACCGAAAAUUGCUACGAUGAAGGCGUCCCUCCCGCUCGCGUUCGCGCUCGUCCUCUGCGCCAGCGCCGUGCCAAUAUCCAGCCCGGGAGGCGGGCUCUGCGCGCAGCCGAUCGUCAGUGUGCGCGGGACGUUGGUGGAGACUAUACAUGACAAGGCGACGAAUAUGAUCAAAAUCGUCCAGGCCGCCUCGAUGAAGGAAGGCUCACCGUUAUGGAUACUGAUGGACUCGAUCUACUACUGAAAUCGCUCUCCUCAUCAAUAUAUUCUUGUUUUCGGGUUUUCCGGUUGUACGUUAUGAGGGUAAUGGGCCUGGACAGCAGGAGCGGUACUUUACCUUGCACAUUCGCGGCGCGCAGAAUUAUUGACGAGACGAACGAUUAUGGGAAGCCACAUUGUUCAUUAUAUCCAUGAUUCGACAGGAAAUCCACAGAAGUCGUCAAUAGGUCGUUCAAUAGUCGUACAAAGUUGUAAUCCAGAGAUCCCAAGUAACUUA
Molecule: messenger RNA, 556 nt
Organism: Schizophyllum commune H4-8
Lineage: Eukaryota; Fungi; Basidiomycota; Agaricomycetes; Agaricales; Schizophyllaceae
Exons: 4
Coding region: 80-304 (74 amino acids)
Source: RefSeq, a predicted model, not a curated record